Fusarium venenatum is the source of this 1152-nucleotide messenger RNA. Its product is annotated as DNA-binding protein creA. Gene Ontology annotation, molecular function: RNA polymerase II cis-regulatory region sequence-specific DNA binding. Lineage: Eukaryota; Fungi; Ascomycota; Sordariomycetes; Hypocreales; Nectriaceae. The record is from RefSeq and is a predicted model, not a curated record. Gene Ontology annotation, cellular component: nucleus; cytoplasm.
AUGGCAACAGCAGCAGUGACAGUUAUCAAGCCCAAUGGACCCCUUCCAGGCGGCCAGUCUUCUGAGAACUCCAAUGAGUUGCCCCGACCUUACAAGUGCCCUCUCUGCGAUAAGGCCUUCCAUCGUCUGGAGCACCAGACUCGUCACAUCCGAACUCACACUGGCGAGAAGCCUCACGCCUGCCAGUUCCCCGGUUGUAGCAAGAAGUUCUCUCGAUCAGAUGAGCUCACUCGUCACUCUCGCAUCCACAACAACCCAAACUCAAGGCGAGGCAACAAGGCCGCUCAAGCCCACCAGCAGCAGCAGCAUCAAAUGCACCAGCAGGGUAUCCCCCAUCAUAUGCUUCCUGAUGGAAUGAUGGCGCCGCCUCCCGCUCCCAAGACGAUUCGCUCUGCCCCUGGCUCUGCUUUGGCCUCGCCUAAUGUGUCUCCUCCUCACUCUUACUCUACCUUUGCUCUGCCUACCUCUGCAGUUCACUACAACCGAGGUGGUGACAUUUCCAUGCUGGCCAAGGCCGCUACUCAGGUUGAGCGCGAAACCUUGACAGCUCCUCCUCACCACCACAACAACAACCGUCAUCACCCUUACUUUGGUCACGGAAUGCACAGCUCUCGAGGCCACCUGCCUACGCUUUCUUCUUACCAUAUGGCUCGUUCUCACUCAGGCGACGACGACGACCACUACUCCGGCUCUAUGCGCCAUGCUAAGCGCUCAAGGCCUAACUCCCCUAACUCCACAGCUCCUUCAUCACCAACAUUUUCUCACGACUCCUUGUCACCUACACCUGACCACACCCCAAUCGCCACCCCUGCUCACUCUCCUCGCCUACGGCCCUUUUCUGGCUACGAGCUGCCUAGUCUCCGAAACCUUUCGCUUCAACACAACACAACACCUGCUCUAGCUCCUAUGGAGCCUCAUCUCGAGCAAAGCCAGUUCCAGCAGGGAGCGGCACCCACCGCUCAGCCCCGCCCUAACGGCAUUUCUUUAACGGACAUCAUUAGCCGGCCUGACGGAUCUCAGCGCAAACUCCCUGUUCCUCAGGUUCCCAAGGUCGCUGUUCAGGAUCUUCUUUCUGAUAACGGAUUCAGCCACAGCGGCAGGAGUUCAGGAACAAGCAGUCUGGCUGGCGGCGAUCUCAUGGAUCGCAUGUAA